This is a messenger RNA of Rhincodon typus (whale shark), 2126 nucleotides long. Its product is annotated as transient receptor potential cation channel subfamily V member 3. The record is from RefSeq and is a predicted model, not a curated record. Gene Ontology annotation, cellular component: membrane. Bases 1 to 1845 code for a protein of 614 amino acids. Gene Ontology annotation, biological process: calcium ion import across plasma membrane. The transcript is spliced from 13 exons. Gene Ontology annotation, molecular function: calcium channel activity; protein binding. NCBI's taxonomy places the organism in Eukaryota, Metazoa, Chordata, Chondrichthyes, Orectolobiformes, Rhincodontidae.
AUGAGUAAACGGUGGAGGAGGAAGGUGAAGGUUUUGGAGAAGGUACUUGAGAGGGACGGGAGUCAGACAGCCCUCCACAUUGCAAUCGAGAGACGCCGCCCAGAUAUAGUGAAACUUCUGCUGGAGAAAGGGGCUGAUGUCAAUAUCAAAGCCAAUGGGAGGUUUUUUAGGCCAAGUAGAAAGCGUCGCGGCUGCUUUUACUUUGGUGAACUGCCAUUGGCUCUAGCUGCCUGUACCAACCAACCAGAGAUAGUUACACUUCUCCUGAACAACCCAAGAAUAAAUGUUGGAGAGCAGGACUCCAGGGGAAAUACAGUCCUACAUGCACUGGUUACUAUAGCAGACGACACAGAGGAGAACACAGAGGUCGUUACAGAAAUGUACAACAAGAUCCUGAUUGAAAACAAACAGAGCCAGCUGGAAGGGAUAAAGAAUGCAAAAGGACUGACCCCAUUGCAGCUCGCAGGCAAACUGGGCAAGUUUGAGAUAUUCAGAAGUAUCCUCAGAAGAGAAAUGAAAGACAAGGAGCACAUGGAUCUCUCUCGGAAAAUUACGGACUGGGCUUAUGGUCCCAUUUCUUCAUCGCUCUAUGAUGUCACUGGAGUGGACACUUUGGAGGAGAAUUCCGUUCUGAAUGUUGUCGUGUUUAACACAAAAAUCCAGAACAGGCACAUGUUGCUCUGUGUGGAACCUUUGAACGCUCUACUUGAGCAAAAGUGGAAGAAAUUUGCGGUCUACAUGUUCACUGUCAACUGCCUCCUGUAUCUGUGUUAUGUUAUCACUUUUACGGCCAUUUAUUAUGACGACGAGUGUCAUGCAAAUAAGUUUCAGACAAACAUCACAUCCACCUCAUUGGGCAAACUCAGUGGACAAGUUUUAAUUUUAACGUGGGCUCUUGCCUUACUUAUCAUAGAAGUAGAAUCAAUAGCCCGCUUGAGACUUUCUGACCUUCAAUCAAUAAUGACAGAUGCAUGGUUCCACAUCCUGUUCUUUUUGCAGCUUGGGUUGGCAGUUUUAUGCACCAUAUUAAACUGGGCAGGUGUGGAGCUCCAACUGGCAGUACGGGUGUUGGCUAUGGUUCUCGGCUGGAUUAAUAUCCUGUAUUACACCCGAGGGUUCCAGAGCAUGGGUAUCUAUAGCGUCAUGCUGCAGAAGAUUCUGCUAACUGAUGUUGUGCGGUUCCUGUUUAUUUACUUACUGUUCCUAAUUGGAUUUAGCACAGCACUUGCCUCCCUGAUUCAGAAAUGCACCGACAAGGAGGGGUGCAGUGCUUUUGACAGUUUCAACACUGCACUGCUAGAGCUAUUCAAGCUAACCAUUGGUCUGGGUGAUCUGGAAGUACAGAAACAAGCAAAAUACCCACAGCUCUUCCUCUUCCUCUUGGUGUUGUAUGUUGUCCUGACCUUUAUCCUCCUGUUGAACAUGCUAAUCGCACUGAUGGGGGAGACCGUGGAGAAUAUUUCCAAAGAGAGCAAGAACAUCUGGAAACUACAGAGAGCAAGAACCAUUCUGAACCUGGAGAAGUUAUUACCAAAUUAUCUGAAGAAGAAAUUUCAACUGGGGAAAAUAUUUCAGGGCAAGAGAUACAUCAGGAUCAAUGAAGUUAACUGGACAAAGUGGAACACCAGUUUAGCUCGCAUUAAUGAAGACCCAGGGAAUGAGGAGGAAGAAGGUAAUGCUCACAAAAUACAUAGCUCACUGUUACCAAGAAAAACCUCUUUCAGAAGGCCACGACACUUCUGGGGCAAGAAAAAAUGUAAGAAUCAUCCUCCAGCACCCAGGAAGACGCAGCAGGAAGACCUUCAAUUCAGUGUGGAGAUGAUUUCUGAACAAGAUGUGUCAUAAAAUUUGGGGUGAUAGAUCGUAAGGAAGCAUCAGCCAAAGCAGAGAUACGAUGAUUUAACUGGUUUGUGCUGGAAUGGUAUGGCAUAUUUCAGCUCGCUUAUCAGUGUUGACUUGGUUAUGGACACAAGGUCAUGAACUCAAACCCCAUUUCAGAAACUUGAGCAGAAGUUUCAGGUCGAACCUUCCAAAGCAGUACAGAGGAAGUACCACUGUACCAAUUUCCAACGAGACAUUACCAUACUGAACUUGGAUCUCUUUAAAGAUUAAAGGGCAUUACUCAA